AUGGUUGACACUUUCCUAUGUUGUGGGGAUUUUUCAUCGCGAGAAGAGAAUGUCAUUCUUGACGAGACGACGUGGUCGACACUUUCCCACGUCAUGGGAUGGGCACGUUUGUUCAGGAUCCAGGAGCCGGUAUAUCGAGAGUUUUUGCUGGAGUUCUAUGCUACAGUUUCCUAUGAUCCUGGGAAGCCACUCAAUGACAGGACAGCCUUUGCUUUCAGACUGGGAGGAGUGAGCCGGGAAUGCAGCGUGAUAGAGCUUGCUACUCGGGUGGGUAUUUACACAGCCGAUGAGACAAGGAGUGUCCACUUCCCGACAUUUCUUGCUGACUGUCUCACGGAGCGGCCGGAGGAACUACAAUGA
This is a messenger RNA of Lactuca saligna, 360 nucleotides long. The record is from the annotation of a GenBank genome assembly. NCBI's taxonomy places the organism in Eukaryota, Viridiplantae, Streptophyta, Magnoliopsida, Asterales, Asteraceae.